This is a messenger RNA of Caretta caretta (loggerhead turtle), 1360 nucleotides long. RefSeq lists its product as uncharacterized. The record is from RefSeq and is a predicted model, not a curated record. NCBI's taxonomy places the organism in Eukaryota, Metazoa, Chordata, Testudines, Cheloniidae.
UAACCUGCUUCUUUGUGAGCAGUUCAUGUCUACACCGCAGCUGAGAGCAAGUCUCCCAGCCCAGGUAAAGAGACUCAGGCUACUUCAAGCAGAGUUAGCAUGCUAAAAAUCACUGUAGAUGUUGUGACUUGGGCUAGCUGGGCAGGCUUGGGCUAGGGCAGCUAGCCCAUGCUGUAAUGUUCACACUGCUGUUUUUAUGUGCUCUGCUUGAACUAGGGUGAGCUGUCUACCUGGCCUGGGACCCACAGAGCCUUAGCUGUUCUCUGCACACACUUUCCACUCCCACAGAAACAUUGGCAUAGGCUUGCCUUACGCUCCCUGUAACAAGCCACUUGCCAUUCUAGUGACGCUGUAGUCUGAGAGGAAGAUAUGGAGUCGGAGCUGCUAGGGGAGAUGCCUGUGUGCUCCCCGGCAGAGCCAGUGCACGGGCAGUUCCUGACUCUGCUGGACACUGUGGGCAGGCGGAACGGCCAGGUGCUAGUGAUGGAGAUGGACGAUGUACAUGAGGCAGCCCCGCUUGUGCAGAUGGACUUUGCCCAGGCGCUCUUCAGAGGGAUUGACCUAGAGGCCAAACUCCACCGGAAGGAGGAAAUCAAGGAGGAAGAGCAGGAGAUGCAACCACAGCUGGUCUUCAUGCUCUGGCAAUCGGCCACGCUGAGGCAGCUCAUGCAGUGGGAACACCUGGAUGAAACACUCUGGAACUUAAGGAAUCUUUUUCCCUGCAUGCCAGCUGCUCUGGUACUGGUGAUGAUCCAGCCAGACCUGCAGCACCAGCAGGUGGAAUCAGAACGGGCGGCAGGGGCGCUAAGGAGAAUGCAGUGCUUGCUAGAUGGUGGCUUCCAGGAACUGGUGGUGGAAGCAGCUGUUUAUAGCCCAGGCCAGCCAGACGGGACCCUGGAGGUCAAGAGAGCUGCCUGCAGAGCCCUGAGAGAAGUUCUGAAGGGCCAAGAAGAAAUGACUCCCCAGGAUCCAGUUACCAUCCGACUCAGCUUGGGUGUGUGCAACACAGGAUAUGAAAGACGGUAUGAGGACAGGCUCCCUUAGGCCGCAUUGCAAUGUGCCUGGAAGCUCCUGUAUCCAGCUAAGAUCUGAACUGCCACCAAAAUAAAAAACCAAAAACAAAAAAACUACACAACAAAAAAACCCCACACAUUAAAAUUUGGAGUUUAUUCUCUGUUUGCAUGCCUGUGUGUAUGUAUAAACUUCAAACCAUUUAUCACUUACAGCAGGGCAGACAAAAUGUCCUGGGACAGUUUUCAUGUGAGGAAUUAUGUAAUGACAGUGGACUCUUCUUUAUAUUUACAGCUGCUUAAAUAUUUAUUUUAAACCCUUAACAUCAAACAUUAAAUAUUUUUUAAAA